Dentiscutata heterogama is the source of this 438-nucleotide messenger RNA. Lineage: Eukaryota; Fungi; Glomeromycota; Glomeromycetes; Diversisporales; Gigasporaceae. The record is from the annotation of a GenBank genome assembly.
AUGGGAUUUUGGUCAAUUUAUUGCGAUGGCUAUAUGGAAACCAAAAGUAAAAAACCAAUGCAUCCAACAUUUUAUAGCUCGAAUGAAAGAAAAAAGUUUGAGUAUCCAGACCCUGGUGAGCGCUUUAGUUAUGUAGUAGUAAAAGGUGAUCCUCUUUAUGAUGAAAAUGGUAAAAAACAACCGCGAAGGGUUGCAGACUAUAUGGAGUUUCCAGAUAAUGCAAAAGAACUCAAUACAGAAAUAGAUAUUAGCCACUAUUUGGAACAAACUGUGGGAUUAUGCGCCCGCUUUAUUAAUGAUAAUGAAAGAUACCAACCACCUUCUUCACAUAAAAUUAUGCAACUCAAAGAUUCGGAUGAGAAAGAAAAGCAUAUUGACGCAUAUUCUCAAAAAGAAGCUAAAAAAUGGCUUACGAAAUAUAUCAAAGCCUUGAAAUGA